This is a messenger RNA of Anguilla rostrata (American eel), 1692 nucleotides long. RefSeq names its product zinc finger, AN1-type domain 6 (gene zfand6). The transcript has 6 exons. Lineage: Eukaryota; Metazoa; Chordata; Actinopteri; Anguilliformes; Anguillidae. The record is from RefSeq and is a predicted model, not a curated record. Bases 282 to 917 code for a protein of 211 amino acids. Gene Ontology annotation, molecular function: DNA binding; zinc ion binding.
AGCUUGCUAGCUGGCUAAUGUAGCCAUGGUAGCUAACAUUAGCUUACAUUCUAUUCAGCUAACGUUAGAUAUCUGACUUAUAUCAGCUACUAAUUUGGCAAGGAGUUGUCUAUUAUAAUUGUUACAUUUAACGUCAAGUUAUUCAAAGGAAUUGUAAGUGCAGCUUGAAUAGCUAAUUAUUAAGGGAGUGUACUAUCUUGGUAACUUAAUUAAAGGUCAGACUCUUCACAGAAACUGGUCUUUGCUGAUUUGCGAGCUGGCUAAGCAGUUCCAGGAGGGAGAUGGCUCAAGAGACAAACCAGGCCCAAGUGCCUCUGCUGUGUGUCACCGGGUGUGGCUUUUAUGGGAACCCUCGGACCAACGGGAUGUGUUCGGUCUGCUAUAAAGACUUCUUACAGCGGCAGAACAACAGUGGCAGAGUCAGCCCGCCAGUGUCCACCAGCGUCAGCAGUAUAGGCGAGUCUCUGGCCUCGCAGUGCACAGAGACCAGCCUGGCUGAGGUCCUACCUGCGCUGCCCCAGGCCAGCACACCACUGGAACCGAGCAGUGUUGCAUCCAGCCGGGCACUCCUAACGCAAGCUUCACGAACACAUUCUGAAGAGGAUGAUUCGACGGGGGACAAAGUUGGGCUGAAAACAGAAGAAUCGCAGGUUUCAGUGUCAGAAAACUCCGAACAGGCUCCUGAUGGAGGACAGGACCAGUCUCCUGAGAAGCCCAAACCGAAGAAGAACCGCUGCUUCAUGUGUCGAAAGAAAGUAGGCCUUACAGGGUUUGACUGCAGAUGUGGAAAUGUGUUCUGCGGCAUCCAUCGAUACUCUGACAUGCACAGCUGCACGUUUGACUACAAGGCCGACGCCGCUGAGAAAAUUAGGAAAGAAAACCCCGUAGUUGUUGGAGAAAAAAUCCAGAAGAUCUGAAAUCCACAAUUUUUAAAGGAUUUUUUUAUAUAUAAAAGGCUGCAAUUUAGAUUUUUUCCCCUCAAUCUUUUUCUUAAAAUUAAGUUCUUUAUGGGAAUUCUAGGGAAUAUUCCCAUCACAAAUCCUUAAUCUAAAUCAUGCAUGCCACUUGGAAAUGCAUCUUUGACAAUUAUUUAGUGUUUUCUUUGCAAUGAUUUGAGUUUAUAUCAGAAAUAUGGAUUGUGAAUUUGAAAAGAGACUAUAUAGGUUUUAUAUAAUUUUAUGUCAUUUAGUUUUUUCAAUAUACAGGGCCUUCAUUAUUAUUAGGUGAGGUUGCUGGAGGGGGAGAUUUUCUUUUGUCUGAAAUUGCAUGUUGUACCCUUGAAGUAUUUUUCCCACCUUUGUACUGUAUGUAGUUUCUUCUAAUAAUUGAAUGUAUGCUAAGGAAUAUUGCCGAUUUGUUCCACAUUUAACUGCAAAAAAAGUUUUUUUUUUUUUAACAUUAGCAUAUUUGCUUAUUUGCUUGGGAAAUAUUUUUGGUUCAUGUUUUUGUCAGAAUUUACUUUGGAGUGUGUGGUUUUGCUGCAAAAAAGUUGGGAGAGAAUGUGUGUGUUUAUGAAUGAAUAAAAUGUAUUUUUUCUUUUUGAGUUUGUUGGCACUUUGCUGCCUGUGUGAGAGCAAAUUUGAUUCCUUUAUAACAGUGCACAAAUGAAGUAUGAACUGAGAUAAUCGUGUUGUAUUUAUGUGACUAUUCACUGUCUUAACUUUGGUCUUAAUAAAACUUAAGCCAGUUUUA